This is a messenger RNA of Hyaloscypha bicolor E, 1354 nucleotides long. RefSeq lists its product as uncharacterized. The transcript is spliced from 2 exons. Lineage: Eukaryota; Fungi; Ascomycota; Leotiomycetes; Helotiales; Hyaloscyphaceae. The coding region runs from base 444 to 1148 and encodes 234 amino acids. The record is from RefSeq and is a predicted model, not a curated record.
GGGGGACGCGUUUGAAAAUUGUCGGAUACUCGACUCGCUCGUCUCAGCGUGGAGAGUGACACCGGACGAGCCGAUGUUUUUGCUGUGAGGGGGAAGUAGAGUUAGAGUUUUGGGGGAGGGGUUGGGGAGGCCCCACCACAGGCAUUGCCAUGGCCAAAGCUAGGGGGGUAAUUAAGGUUAGAGGAUGGGAUCGGAUGAUGGAUGUGUAAAGUUCCGUGGAUGUGACGAAUUGACGGGAUAGUAUAAGGAGUGGUGUGGCCGUUGAUGCAGGUUCCCUUUCUUCUUUCUUCUCUAUCCACGGUUGUUCAUUCAGCAGUGUCUUCCACUACCUCGUCUCCUCAUCUUCACUUCAACACUCCUUCAGCUGGUCUGUCGCUUUUACAUCUAUUCUUUUAGUAUCUUUUAAUUUUAUCGUCAUCUUCGAUACUCACAACUCCUUCGCUAUGCGUUACUCAAUCACCAUCUUGGCCUUGGCCGCCAGCGUCUUUGCUGCUCCAGUUGAAAAGAGACAAAGCAACUCCACCGAUGCGUCAUCCCAGGAUAUCAACAACCAGAACUUGAACGGGCAAGACUUGAACAAUGGUCAAAACCUGGACUCGAACAACCAGUUCAACGUGAACGGUCUGGACUUUUCCAAACUGAACGCCAACUCGCUCGAUCUCAACAGCUUCAACGUCCAAGAUAUCCUCAACGCCCUGAGCUUCCAGAUCCUCGAGCAAGAACUCCUCGGCAGCAAUAACGGCGUAAACAGCUUGAGUUCGUUCAAUCUUGGCAAUGUGAACAACCUCCAAUUCAACAACUUCGACCUGAACGGAUUCAACAGCCUCUUCGGCUCGAAUUUCAACGUUGAGAGCAUCUUCCAGAUUCUUGAGGGUCUCAGCCAAAGCAACAUCUUUAACCAGAACAACCUCCUCCUGAACAACAACCAAUUCGACUUGAAUGGAUUCGCGAACUCCUUCAAUAAUCAAUUCUCGUCCAACUGGCAAUCCAAUGAGAUCCUCGCCCUCAUCGAAUCCAUCUCAGGCCAACAGAACCUCCAGCAACUCCUAGACCUCGCCCAGCUAAGCCAGUCCAACGGUCGCAACAACGCCAAUAGCUUCGGCGGCAACAGCAUCGCGGUCGCUCAAAUCGAGGGCAUCUCCAUCUAAAUUGCUUGUUCUGUCAUGAGUUCACAGGCUUUUGGUUGGAAGGGUUAGAACGGCGGAUGCAAAAGACGAACUGGAUCUGUCUGGGUUGGUUUUUGCAUGGGUUUCUCAGAAGGUGGUUGACAUGUGAUGUAAAGCAGGGAUGAAGCUAAAGGGGGCAUGUGGAGGGUGGUAGUGGAGAUAAUUUCUAUUUGUCAAUAAUGAAAUCC